AUGGACGCCGCGCUCCUGCUCGCCCUCGGGCUGCUGGCCCAGGGCCUGGGCCCAUCUCUGGAGGUCCCAGGGCUGACGAGGCCCAGCAUACUGUACCCUUGGCGCCGGACGCCCACACACGGCCGCAUGCGGAGAGCCUGGGUCAUACCCCCAAUCAGCGUGUCGGAGAACCACAAGCACCUCCCCUACCCCCUGGUGCAGAUCAAGUCCGAUAAGCAGGCCUUGGGCAGCGUCCUCUACAGCAUCCAGGGACCCGGCGUGGAUGAGGAGCCGCGUGGCAUCUUCUCCAUUGACAAAGUCACGGGAAAAGUGUUCCUCAAUGCCACGCUGGACCGGGAGCAGACGGACCGCUUCCGGCUCAGAGCCUUUGCCCUGGACCUGGGAGGGUCCGCCCUGGAGGACCCCACGGACCUGGAGAUCGUGGUCGUAGACCAGAAUGACAACCGACCGGCCUUCCUGCAGGAGGAGUUCGAGGGCCACGUGCUGGAAGGCGCAGCCCCAGGCACUUACGUGACCAGGGCUGAGGCCACGGACGCCGAUGACCCCGAGACGGACAACGCGGCACUGCGCUUCUCCAUCCUGCGGCAGGGCAGCCCCCAGCUGUUCAGCAUCGAUGAGCUCACGGGCGAGAUCCGCACGGUGCACGUGGGUCUGGACCGCGAGGCGGUCGCCGUGUACAACCUGACCCUGCAGGUGGCAGACAUGUCUGGAGACGGCCUCACGGCCACUGCCUCGGCCAUCAUCUCCGUCGAUGACAUCAAUGACAAUGCCCCCGAGUUCUCCAGGGAUGAGUUCUUCAUGGAGGCGGCAGAGGCCGCUAGUGGAGUGGAUGUGGGGCGGCUGGAGGUAGAGGACAGGGACCUGCCAGGCUCCCCCAACUGGCUGGCCAGGUUCACCAUCCUGGAAGGAGACCCCGAUGGGCAGUUCGAGGUUCGCACGGACCCCAAGACCAACGAGGGCGUGCUGUCCGUGGCGAAGCCCCUGGACUACGAGAGCCGCGAGCACUAUGUGCUCAGAGUGUCAGUGCAGAACGAGGCCCCGCUGCAGGCAGCCGCCCCCAGGGCCCAGCGGGGCCAGGCCAGGGUCAGCGUGCGUGUGCUGGAUGCCAACGAGGCCCCCGUGUUCCAGGAGAACCCCCUGCGGACUAGCAUGGCUGAGGGGGCACCUCCAGGAACCCUGGUGGCCAUCUUCUCUGCCCAGGACCCUGACACAGAGCAGCUGCAGAGGCUCAGCUACUCCAAGGACUAUGACCCCGAGGACUGGCUGCAGGUGGACGGGGCCACUGGGCGCAUCCAGACCCAGCGGGUGCUCAGUCCCACUUCUCCCUUCCUCAAGGAUGGCUGGUACCGGGCCAUCAUCCUGGCCCAGGAUGACGCCUCCUCACCUCGCACUGCCACCGGCACGCUGUCCGUGGAGAUCCUGGAGGUCAACGACCACGCCCCCACGCUGGUCGCCCCGCUGCCCCCCAGCCUGUGCGGCGACCCGCACCAGGGCCCUGGCCUCCUGCUGGGCGCCGCCGAUGAGGACCUGCCGCCCCACGGCGCCCCUUUCCACUUCCAGCUGAGCCCCGCGCUCCCCGAGCUGGGCCGGAACUGGAGCCUCAACCCGGUCAACGUGCUGGUCCUGCUCGUGGCGCUCCGCGCGCGGUGCCGGCCGCCGUCGGGGGACAAGGGGCUGCUGCACGGGCUUCAGAACGACCUUCGAGACAACAUCCUCAACUACGACGAGCAGGGAGGCGGGGAAGAGGACCAGGACGCCUACGAUAUCAGCCAGCUGCGCCGCCCCGCGGAGCUCACGGCUCUGAGCGCGCCCCCGGGACGGGCCCCUCUCCGCCGCGACGCCCCUUACGGCCGCGCGCCCCCCCAUGCAGCCCGUGCGCUGCCCGCCAGUCCCACGGACAUCGCUGAUUUCAUCAAUGAGGGUCUGGAGGCUGCGGACGGUGACCCUAGCGUGCCGCCUUAUGACACAGCCCUCAUCUACGACUAUGAGGGGGAUGGCUCAGUGGCAGGGACACUCAGCUCCAUCCUGUCCAGCCUGGGCGACGAGGACCAGGACUACAACUACCUCCGGGACUGGGGCCCCCGCUUCGCUCGGCUGGCGGACAUGUACGGGCCCCCAUAA
Molecule: messenger RNA, 2121 nt
Organism: Carlito syrichta (Philippine tarsier)
Lineage: Eukaryota; Metazoa; Chordata; Mammalia; Primates; Tarsiidae
Product: cadherin-15
Exons: 13
Coding region: 1-2121 (706 amino acids)
Biological process (GO): cell-cell junction assembly; adherens junction organization; cell morphogenesis
Cellular component (GO): plasma membrane; adherens junction; catenin complex
Molecular function (GO): cadherin binding; calcium ion binding
Source: RefSeq, a predicted model, not a curated record